Molecule: messenger RNA, 2559 nt
Organism: Salvelinus fontinalis (brook trout)
Lineage: Eukaryota; Metazoa; Chordata; Actinopteri; Salmoniformes; Salmonidae
Product: membrane progestin receptor alpha-B-like
Exons: 2
Coding region: 205-1269 (354 amino acids)
Biological process (GO): response to steroid hormone
Cellular component (GO): plasma membrane
Molecular function (GO): steroid binding; nuclear steroid receptor activity
Source: RefSeq, a predicted model, not a curated record
CUUGUCAAAGGUUCUUGGCUCUUUGACUACGGAUUGCGUCUUGAUAAAAAGCCGAUGGGCGCUCCACCCGCACAAGAACAAUCAUACUUUAGUAAUUUUAUUGAUCAAACAAUGUUAUUUAUAUUUGAUGUAUUAAUGAAUAAUCCAAAGGAUUCACUAUUCAAGGUUUUGCACUGAUUCUGCGUUUGCCUUCUUCAGUUUGCCAUGGCGACCGUGGUGAUGGAGCAGAUUGGUCGCCUGUUCAUCAAUGCUCAACAGUUGCGUCAGAUUCCUCAGCUGCUCGAGUCGGCCUUCCCUACUCUGCCCUGCACCGUGAAGGCCCACGAUGUGCCCUGGGUGUUCCGUGAGCCUCACAUCAUUGGAGGCUACAGGCAGCCGGAACACAGCUGGCGCUACUACUUCCUCACCCUCUUCCAGAGGCACAACGAGGCACUCAACGUUUGGACCCACCUGCUCGCCGCCUUCAUCAUCCUGGUCAAGUGCCAGGAGCUGUCCGAGACAGUGGAUUUCCUCCGUGACCCCCACGCCCAGCCCCUGUUUAUCGUCCUCCUCUCAGCCUUCACCUACCUGUCGUGCAGUGCCCUGGCCCACCUGCUCAACGCCAAGUCCGAGCUCUCCCACUACACCUUCUACUUCCUGGACUAUGUGGGCGUGGCCAUCUACCAGUAUGGCAGCGCCCUGGCCCACUUUUACUAUGCAAUCGAGGAAGGCUGGCACGCCCGGGUGCGAGGGAUCUUCCUGCCCACCGCAGCGUUCCUAGCCUGGUUCUCGUGCUUCGGCUGCUGCUAUGGCAAGUAUGCCAGCCCGAGGCUGCCCAAGUUUGCCCACAAGCUAUUCCAGGUGGUGCCCUCGGGCCUGGCCUACUGCCUGGACAUUAGCCCCGUGCUGCACCGCAUCUACAGCUGCCACCAGCAGGAGGGGGGCUGCUCGAACCAGGCUGUGGCUUACCACCGCUACCAGGUACUCUUUUUCCUAGUGAGCGCCUACUUCUUUUCCUGCCCCCACCCAGAGCGCUGGCUGCCCGGGCGAUGUGACUUCAUUGGCCAGGGCCACCAGAUCUUCCACGUUUUCCUGGUGCUGUGCACCCUGGUGCAGAUCGAGGCGACACGCAUAGACUACAUUGAGCGGAGGCCCCUCUACGAGCGUCUCCACGGCAACCUGGCCCAUGAUGCAGUGGCGCUCUUCAUCUUCACGGCAUGCUGCAGCGCGCUCACUGCCUUCUACGUGCGGAAACGUGUGCAGGCGCAAAUGUGCGAGAAAGAAGAGUAGGAGCUGUCAGGACAGAGGGAUGAAGGAGGAUAAGGGAGAAAGACUAAUCUGAUUUACACUGGAAAGCUAAAAAAGACAAGAGAUUAAAGCAAUCAGACUGUUCAUUUUGUAAAAACAAUGACCUGCUGUUUUUUUCUGUUCUUUUAUUGUGGCCUGCCAAAUGACAUUUUAAACUGGCAACAUAGAUUGUCUUGUGAUUGACCUUCCAGGAAGACAGAAACAUCCUGGUAGUUUCUUUCUGUCACAUCACAAGCAGUCCCUGUAACACUCCAAAUAACAUCUUUGCACUUCACAGAGAGGGUAAAAUGAAGGUCGGAAUUGAGACUUUUUUAUUGUGUUGAUUUUCCUCUUAAUUUUCCACUCUCUACUGUGAGAUCACAUGUCAUGGCCUGGUUACCUACUGAAUAGUCUGAAUGGCUGUUUGACUACAUACUGUACUGACUGACCGACACCAAGCAUGACACUAACCAUCUCAAUAGAGGUAUGCAGGAAAGAAUGGAAAGUAUACCCACGUUGCCCUUAAGUGGAUAAUCAAAUAAAUAAUUAUAAUAGUUUAAUAAUUUCUCACCAGCUUUAUUUCUUAAAAGUACAAUGUGAGUUUCAAAGCGAUUUGACUCCCAAGUCAAAUGUUAAUGCUUAAUGAAGAUCAGUAUUCUUUUUUAAAAAUCCUUGGUUAACUAAUGAAAUUCCAGUAAGCUGCAAGUAAACACCUCCAAAUGCUGUCUCCCCUACUCAUUCUCUGUGUUUUAUCUACCAUUUUCUCUGCCCAUUUUCUCCAAAGCUAUGUUCGAUCAAUGAUUGAGAUGCCUAUACGGGGUGUCAGAUAUAAUAGACUGGCAGUUAGACUGGGCAAGAGGCAUAGCGCACACAAUUUGCAAACCAAACCGAACAUUUCUCCUCUAAGAUACAUAUAUUGGCCAUUUUACUAACAUGUGGAUUGAUCAUGUCAAAGAACAAAGCUGGCACUCUUAGGAUAGUUGGCAUAAGAAAUGGAUGGAACUAUGUGCCCAACAUUACUAUGAUGUCUCUUUGUCGUUGUGAUAAUAUGCAUUUUGCAUUCAAGGGCUGGAACUUCAGCUUUUGCCUUUUCACACCCGAUGAUGUCAAUGCCUUUGUGUGUAUUGUUCAGUCUUUUCAUGGACUUGACUUUACUCACAAAAGGGCUGUCUGAGUACUUAGUAUGGUGACUUACUGUUUGUACAUUUGUAUAUGUAUGGUUGGGUAUGUACAGUUGAAGUCGGAAGUUUACAUACACUUAAGUUGCAGUCAUUAAAACAAAUUUUUAAACGA